Messenger RNA from Emiliania huxleyi CCMP1516, 887 nucleotides. RefSeq lists its product as hypothetical. Gene Ontology annotation, molecular function: catalytic activity; thiamine pyrophosphate binding. The record is from RefSeq and is a predicted model, not a curated record. NCBI's taxonomy places the organism in Eukaryota, Haptophyta, Isochrysidales, Noelaerhabdaceae. The annotation marks the transcript as partial. The transcript has 3 exons.
AUGGACACCGUGGUGAACAGCGUGGGGGAAAGCGUAUGCUUCAUGAAGAGUGCACUUCAGAACCCGACGAACAAGAACAUCUCGUUGCUGGAAACCACUGCGAGUGCCGCACGCAAGAUGGCGCAGAAGGAGGCGGGCUUCUACCGCACCAUGGCCGAGAGCAAUUUUGUCCACAGUCCGGACUGCGUACUUUCUAUGUCCGUCGACGGUACAAAGCGCGUGCACCCAGCACUUGGUGUAAUCCGCUUGGACUACAACUAUCCAGCGGCUGUUGGAGAUAUCGCCCACUCUGGCUCGUUUACGGCCUUUAUCGCAGGGGUCAAGUACCUCGUGCAGGCGAAGAAGGUCUGCGCCAUCACGGGCGACUGUGGCUUCAUGAUGCACUUCCAAGAGUUUGCUUCCUUGCUCACCCGAGUCCCCGUGUUUCUCUCCUCGUUGUGCAUCUUGCCUGCGAUCAAGGCCGCUUACGGACCCAGCCAGCAAAUCGCAAUCUUCACGGCCAACAAGGCAACGCUGGAGCCAAUGCGCGAACUGAUCGAAAGAACGUGCGCUGUGCAAGUUGGAGAGGAGCGAUUCGUCAUUGUGGACUGCAAGGAUGUGCCGGGGUUUGAGGCCGUUGAGCGAGGCGAGGCGGUGGAUACACUGAAGGUUGAGCCAGGAAUGGUCGAACUGGCGAAGCGCGUGGUCUCGAAGCACCCUGUCGUCGCUAUUCUGAUGGAGUGUACCGAGCUGCCACCGUACUCGGAUGCCGUGCGCGCGGCCACUGGCUUGCCGGUGUGGGACGCGCUUAGCUGCUGCGACUUCUUUGUCGGCAGCAUGAAGGACAACGACCGUUGUGGCAUGGCCGAUUGGCAGGAGGAGUGGGACAGGGAACAAGACUGGUACAA